AAGGAAUGGUCUACAGCUCACCUUCCUGGCUAGGACUAAAGACAUGAUAGUCAGCUCUAGAUCUAUAAUUUGUCGCUUUUCACAACAUAACUGGGGCCGAGCACACCGCUUCUACGCUGUAGUGUCCAGCCCACAGACUCGAAUUGAGAAAAUCGUGCAAAAAUAUGCUAUCGGUGUGGAACCUGGUGUCAAGGUCAAAGCCGGCGAUUAUCUUAUGAUAGAGCCAGCCCAUGUUAUGACUCAUGACAACACCGGGCCGGUCAUAAGCAAAUUUCUGUCCUUAUCCUGCUCCAAGCUAAAAAAUCCCCGUCAGCCAGUGUUCGCCCUUGAUCACGACGUACAGAACAAGUCCGACACAAAUGUUCGCAAGUAUGCAAGGAUAGAGGCUUUCGCUAGAGAGCAUGAUGUCGAUUUCUAUCCUGCAGGCCGGGGCAUUGGUCAUCAAAUCAUGGUCGAAGAAGGUUAUGCACUGCCGGGGAAAAUGGUAGUAGCUAGUGACAGUCAUAGCAAUCACUACGGCGGGGUGGGGUGUCUAGGAACAGCAAUCGUCAGAACGGAUGCAGCGGGUAUCUGGGCGACAGGCAAGUUUUGGUGGCAGAUACCUCGCAUCGUAUCUGUAUCGCUUGAGGGUCAACUCCGACCCGGGGUCACUGGCAAAGAUGUAAUUGUUGCAUUGGCGGGACUGUUCAACCGAGACGAGGUCCUCAACGCCGCCAUCGAGUUCGGAGGAUCUGGAGUUCAGCAUUUGACCAUUGAUGAGCGUUUGACGAUCGCCAACAUGACAACAGAGUGGGGCGCCGUUGCUGGAGUCUUCCCCGUCGACGAGAGGCUCAGAGACUGGUACCGGAGAAUGACGAGAGCAGCUAGUCUUCGGCACGCUGCAUCUAUUGCCUCCGACGAAUCUAUGGAACACCCACGCCUCCAAGAGACCAUUGUGGACCGAGCUCUGCAGGAAUCCCCUGAAGCGGAUAUCGGGGCUAUGUAUGCCUCUCGGCUAUCGCUAGAUCUCGAGACUCUCGUCCCUCAUGUGUCGGGCCCUAACUCCGUCAAGAUAGCGACACCUCUACCGGAUUUGACUGCGCAGCGUAUUCCCAUAAACAAGGCAUACCUGGUAUCCUGUACCAACUCGAGGGCAUCUGAUAUCGCUGCGGCCGCUACAGUUCUCAGGGGCAAAAAGCUUGCGCCAAACGUCGAAUUCUACAUAGCGGCAGCAUCUAGCGUGGUACAACAGGACGCGGAAUCUGCGGGAGACUGGCAAGCAUUGGUGGAUGCAGGUGCCAAGACCCUACCCGCUGGCUGUGGACCCUGUAUAGGAUUGGGCAUUGGUUUGCUGGAGAAGGGCGAAGUCGGCAUCAGCGCCACGAAUCGAAAUUAUAAGGGACGCAUGGGCCAUCCAGAAGCUCUGGCCUACCUUGCUUCUCCAGCUGUCGUUGCAGCGUCAGCACUCAAUGGAUACAUCUCGGGGCCCGCAGACUCCCUAUUCGAAUCAGUUUCUCCCCGCUUCAGAAUCGAGGCUUCAACGUCCUCACAGACUCCGGCCGCCCCUUCCAGUGCAAAGAUCUUAUCCGGAUUUCCACGCCGGUUUGGCGGUCCUUUGGUCUAUGUACCCCAAGACAAUCUCACCACGGACGGCAUGUAUCCCGGGAAAUAUACGUAUCAGGAUGAUAUCACCCCAGAACGACAGGCGGAGGUGGCUAUGGAAAAUUAUGACCCAAAUUUUGCUGGAGUCGCCCGGGACCUUCGAGCCAAUAUCGACAAAGACGAGGGUAUUAUGCUAGUGGCAGGGUAUAAUUUCGGAACUGGCUCUUCUCGGGAACAGGCUGCGACAGCACUCAAGCAUGCUGGAAUCCCAGUGGUGAUCGGUGGCUCUUUCGGCGACAUAUACAAGCGAAACUCGAUCAACAACGGGCUCAUAUUGAUCGAAUGCCCCGAGCUGGUGAAUGAUCUCACGAGGCGAUUCGCGAAAGGUGGAGUGCGAGGCCAAGGGAGCAACGACGGUCGCCUGACCGUCGUCCCUCCCGGCUGGCAUAUUGAAAUCGACGUGGCCGAAUCUUGCGUAACUCUCACCGGUCCGGAGACGCAGGACCAAAAGUAUCCAUGCGCCACCGUUGGAGCAAGCGUGCAAGAAAUUUGGGUGCAUGGAGGCUUAGAGGGGUUCAUCAGAGCCUCGGCGCAGGUAUAGAUAUGACGAAUUAUAAUGACAUGCAUUGCCGCAUAACCAGCAGA
Molecule: messenger RNA, 2226 nt
Organism: Kockovaella imperatae
Lineage: Eukaryota; Fungi; Basidiomycota; Tremellomycetes; Tremellales; Cuniculitremaceae
Product: putative Homoaconitate hydratase
Exons: 4
Coding region: 44-2182 (712 amino acids)
Biological process (GO): L-lysine biosynthetic process
Molecular function (GO): 4 iron, 4 sulfur cluster binding; homoaconitate hydratase activity
Source: RefSeq, a predicted model, not a curated record